GCGACCGAGACCGCGCGGAGCAACUGCUUGACGUCCGAGGCCCCGGAGGCGAAGCGCGCCGCGGUGCUGUCCUUGCACGCCGCGAUCGAUGCGAUGGAGCCGCCGGACGGCGCGGAGCCGGCCGGCGACGCGGACGCGAGCGAGGCGACGCUCGUGUACACGUUUGGCGACGGCGCGUACGGCAAGCUCGGCCACGGCGACACGGCCGACCAGCUCUACCCGCGGCUGGUUCGCUCUCUGGGCGAGGGCGUGGCGGAGGUCGCCGCGGGCUACCAGCACUCGGCCGUGCGCACGCGGCGGGGCGGCGUGCUGACCGCGGGCAUCGGCUGGAAGGGGCAGCUCGGCACCGCCGACCUGGGCGCGGGCCGCGAGGCGCUCGGCAUGGCCCCCGACUUUUACCACGCACGCGAGUUCCAGCCGGUGGGCGCCGAGCCAAGCUGCAGUAGUAGAUGUGCGAGAUGAGACGCCUAUAUGACGCUCAUGCAUGGAGUCCGAGGGGCUCGAAGGGGCGCGGAGCGCCGCGCGCGGAGUGCGUCCCCGAAGGACAAUCAAAAGCGAACUUUAGCUCCUGAGUCCUGUGCCUGUGGCUGUGCCCCGCAGAGUAGUGGUGUAGACUAUGACAGUUAGUAAGAGACGACCUGGUCCACG
This is a messenger RNA of Emiliania huxleyi CCMP1516, 648 nucleotides long. RefSeq lists its product as hypothetical. The coding region runs from base 94 to 462 and encodes 122 amino acids. Lineage: Eukaryota; Haptophyta; Isochrysidales; Noelaerhabdaceae. The record is from RefSeq and is a predicted model, not a curated record. The transcript has a single exon.